This is a messenger RNA of Helianthus annuus (common sunflower), 975 nucleotides long. RefSeq lists its product as uncharacterized. Gene Ontology annotation, molecular function: zinc ion binding; nucleic acid binding. Lineage: Eukaryota; Viridiplantae; Streptophyta; Magnoliopsida; Asterales; Asteraceae. Bases 7 to 759 code for a protein of 250 amino acids. The record is from RefSeq and is a predicted model, not a curated record. The transcript is spliced from 2 exons.
GAAUUAAUGCGCAAGAAAUACUGUUCAAGAGCUGAAAUCCAGAAACUGGAAACUGAGUUCUGGAAUCUGAAGAUGGAUGGACCAAAGGUUGCCGAGUAUAUUCAGCGUUUUCAUGAUUUAUCAAGGGUCGUUCCUUAUCUUGUCGAGCCGGAAUUCAAGAGAAUCGAAAGGUUUAUUUGGGGACUUGCGCCUCAAAUCCUGAGCAUGGUUACUGCCUCAAAGCCUCCAACCAUCGUAGAGGCUAUCGAUUUGAGCGUUACACUUACUGAAGAAGCUCUUCGUAUGGGAAAGUUUUCGAAAUCUGAGACAAACAAGAAAGAGACUCACGUGGAGUCUUCAGGCAAAAACAAAAGAAAGUUUUCAAAUCUGAAGAAAGGCACUCAAGUAAUUCAUGACCACUCAAAUGCAAACAAAAGAAGGGAAGCAAACCCGCCGCGUGGCAUGAAAGCUUAUGGAGCCACCAAUAAGGCCAGUGGAAAGGUUUAUCUGGGGACUAAGCCGAGAUGUGAUGAACGCAAGUUUCACCAUGAAGGUCGAUGCCUGAGACCUAAGUGUGACAGAUGUGGAAAAGAGGGACACAGCAAGGAUGCCUGUUGGGCAAGAUAUCCCAACCAAGGAAGAAACGAUAGUUACAACCAAGGCGGAAACAACAAUGGUAGAGUUCCAGGUUGCUUCAAUUGUGGUGACGUUGGUCACUUUAGAAAAGAUUGCCCUAAGAAGAACCAAGCGAGGAGGAGUCUUCGCGAUCGGAGCUCGUAAGCGCGCCAGGACCCGAAUGUUGUGACGGGAAACAAGAUGGAUCUUGGGCGCGGGUGUUGUUUUCAAGAUGUAAAUUUCAAGUUUAGGUGUCAUCCACUUUAGUUUGUUUGUAACUUAACUGGAGGUCAUGUUGAUUGAAACUUAAAUGACUUGUGAUUGUAAUGUUUUGAACUUUUGAAUGGAUGAACAUCAUAUUAAUCAUAUAGUUGUUUGUUA